UUUGAUAUGGAGAAAGAAUUUAUUGAAAGAAAAAUCUUGUCCGGAUGGAUAAGUUUCUUUAGAAAAUGUGUCUUUCGAGUUCUUAGAGUAGGUCCAAUCCCGUCUCACAUUGCAAUCAUUAUGGAUGGAAACCGAAGAUAUGCUAAAACCAAGAAGCUCGAUGAAGGGGCAGGUUAUGAUGUAGGGACUUUGGCUCUCUUGUACAUGCUCGUUUACUGCUACGAGCUCGGUGUGAAACAUCUUACUGUUUAUGCCUUCAGCAUCGAUAAUUUCAAAAGAAAGCCAGAGGAAGUUGAAAAAAUUAUGGAUUUGCUGAGGGGUAGUAUUCCACUCUUGACUAGGAUAGUGAAAUGUUGUCCACUGAGAGUUCAUUUCGCAGGAAACCUACAACUCUUGGGGGCAGAUAUUAGAAUUCCAGCCGAGAGACUUAUGGAAUCUACUGCUGAUAACUCUAAAUUUGUCUUCACGAUUUGCGUUGCCUACAAUUGCACUGACGAGAUCUUGCAUGCUGUUCGAGAAUCAUGCAGGGAAAAAUGUGAUCAUAUUCAAGAAAUCAGGGGAAUUGGUGCUAGCAACGGUUUACUAGGUAAGAACGGAGAUAUUCAUCAGGGUGAUCAAGACCUCAUAAAGUUAGAAGAUAUUGAAAAGCACAUGUAUAUGGGCAUUGCACCAGAUCCUGACAUUUUGAUCCGCACAGCGGGGGAGUACCGCCUAAGCAAUUUCCUUCUGUGGCAGACUUCUUGCAGCCAGUUGUCUUCCUUGUUCACACUUUGGCCCAAGUUUGGCAUCUGGCAUCUGGUGUGGGUGGUCUUGCAUUUUCAGCGAAACCACCCUUAUUUUGGGAAGAAAAAAAAGGCAGCUGUAGACCUUGCAAAUGGUUCAUACUUUUCGUCCUUUCCACCUAGUAAAUCAUAGUUUAGUCGCUAUUAUUCUGGUCAGCGAGUUCUUUCUUGUAUUAGAGUUAACACUCUUGUCCCGCAAUAACAUAUUAUAUGCAACUGCAAUAAACAAGAGACAAUGCACUGUCAAUAGCAUACAAGCCACGCAAAGGGCAUUUUUCUUUUACAUUCCUAGAUGAGGCACAUGUUUUGUUUGCUGCAAUUACAAGCUCCUUUUGCUCCGGACUAAGAUUAUUUCAACGCGAAUUUGUGAAUCUGAAUUCUCCAUAUGUACAAGCAGGGGUA
Theobroma umbraticum is the source of this 1184-nucleotide messenger RNA. NCBI's taxonomy places the organism in Eukaryota, Viridiplantae, Streptophyta, Magnoliopsida, Malvales, Malvaceae. The record is from RefSeq and is a predicted model, not a curated record.